Cavenderia fasciculata is the source of this 1731-nucleotide messenger RNA. RefSeq lists its product as uncharacterized. Gene Ontology annotation, molecular function: serine-type exopeptidase activity; dipeptidyl-peptidase activity. Gene Ontology annotation, biological process: proteolysis. The coding region runs from base 1 to 1731 and encodes 576 amino acids. The record is from RefSeq and is a predicted model, not a curated record. NCBI's taxonomy places the organism in Eukaryota, Evosea, Eumycetozoa, Acytosteliales, Cavenderiaceae. The transcript has 5 exons.
AUGUAUCGACUACAAUAUUAUUAUACAUCUGCUAUCGUGUUGAUGGUAUUAAUAGUAUCGAUCUAUGGUAGCAUAGAUACACAUCCAAUUUCCAAAACGGGGUUCUAUACGUUUAAUCAGCGAGUAGAUCAUAAUGGAGUCAAUGUAAAAACAUUUCCCCAACGUUAUUGUAUCAAUAAAUCCUUUGUACAUAAAGGAGCUGCUCCUAAAUCUGUAAUGCUUGUACUUGGUGGUGAGGGACCAAUUGAUCCAGAGAUAACCAAUCAUAUUCCUUUUAUUGGUGUUGCCAAUAACACAAACUCUAUCAUUAUUGCCUUGGAAAUUAGAUACUAUGGUGAGAGUAUACCUGUUCCAAACAUGUCAACUGAUAAUAUGCAAUAUUUAACUACUGAUCAAAUAUUGGAUGAUAUCGCAUAUUUCCAAACUCAAUUUACCAAUUUGUAUGGAUUACAUAAUUGUAAAUGGAUUGUGAUGGGAUGUUCGUAUGCAGGGUCACUCAGUGCAUGGUACAGAAUGAAAUAUCCAAAUUUGGCAGCUGCAGCCAUCGCAUCGUCUGCUCCUAUUCGUGCAGUUGUCAGUUUCCACGACUAUGAUAGAAAGGUGAGAGAAGCACUCGGCCUCCAAUGUACCAAACAGUUUAAACAAAUUCUAAACCACGUAGAGCAACAACUAAGAGUCAACAAUACCAGUAUUAAAAGAAAGUUCACUUGUGAUGCCAAGAUUGAUGACAAGAUGUUUUUAUUCAUGUUGUCCGAGGCCAUCAGCUAUUCAGUACAAUACAAUAGUAGAUUCAAAAUCAUUAGUAAUAUAUGUCCACCACUUAUCCAAAGUGGAAGUAACAUUGUUAAAUUAUUAGAUAUAUUUGCUGAUUAUAUUACAAAUAUGUUUUUAUUUAAAAAUGGAUCAUGUAAUGAAUAUAAUCUUUAUUCAUUUGCAAGUACUAAAGUAGAUUAUUCUGGAACGAGACAAUGGACAUACCAAUUGUGUAGUGAGUAUGGUUGGUUUUUGACUGCAUCUGAUAGUGACCUAUCCCUCAAAUCAGGUCAAAUCAAUGAACAAUGGUGGGAGAAUGAAGUUUGUAAGAUUAUGUUUGGAUCAUCAAUGAAACCAUUUGUUGAAAAGAUUAAUCUUGAAUAUGGAAUUGAUAAUAUGAAAAUGUUAACCAAUGUAUUAUUUACAAAUGGUGGAUAUGAUCCAUGGAGUAGUUUAUCGGUUCAAUCACAAUGUGAUACACCACUAUCAAAUAUUAUAUCUAUUCCAGGUGAAUCACAUUGUGCCAAUUGGUAUUCAGAGACACCAGAGGACAGCCAACAACUUAAAAACUCUAGAUCACUAGCCAAUAGCUUCCUUACAGAGUUUAUUGAAUCUGAUUGUAAUCCAGAUGACUGUACCAAAAAGAAAGGUCUUUGUAUUCAAAAAAAGGAUACUGAAACUAUUGCUUCUUCAAUUUGUAUUUGUCCAAGUGUAGAAUGUGACAGAAAACAAGGAAUAGUUUCACGUAUCACUCUAAGAAUAUUAGCUGAAGAUUUACAAGAUACUGAAUUGGUUAUUGAAGAAUCUCAUCUUUUAAAUAGUAGUGGAAAUACAAGUCAAUCUCAAUCACAAUCCUCACACCAACAAAUGACAAUGUCUGAAAGUGGAUCCAAUCAAUUACUAGUACUACAACACUCCGAAUUUAUCAUUUCCAUUGUAACCCUUAAUUUAUUUGUUUUAUUUUAUAAGUUUAUUUAA